Messenger RNA from Odobenus rosmarus divergens (Pacific walrus), 1751 nucleotides. It is a transcript of the gene CFAP20DC, whose product is annotated as chromosome unknown open reading frame, human C3orf67. The coding region runs from base 1 to 1707 and encodes 568 amino acids. The transcript is spliced from 12 exons. NCBI's taxonomy places the organism in Eukaryota, Metazoa, Chordata, Mammalia, Carnivora, Odobenidae. The record is from RefSeq and is a predicted model, not a curated record.
AUGGGGAUCAAGCAGUGCACUUGUGCUGAUGAGCACCGGUGGUGCAAUCUAUGCAUAGACUUGGUGGCAUUUACCAGUGAAAUAUUCAAGGGAGCGGUUUUCCAGUCAUUGGAUGGAAUUAUUGUCUCAGCUAACUGUAAGCUGCGGAAGAUCUUCACUUUAAAAUGCAAGCCUCAAGACACUGCUGAUAAAGAUGCUGGAUAUGGUGUUCCCUUUCCAACAGCUGAACCUACAGACAUUAUUCCACGAAGCUGCCAACUAACGACAGAUGUUCCACAAGUCACACAGCUGCUAAACAUGACUAAACUCCGCCAAACUGAAAUAAAAUUUGGAGGUCAUCCUCUAAGUUCAGCAGAAUCAGAUCAGUUCAUUAACAGGGGAACAGGUAGUGUGCGGAACAGUAAAAAUCAAGAUGUUUGUCAUAUCGCUUUCGGAUCCAGAGUUCUGGGACCACCUCCACUCUCUGGCAGAAGGAAUAACAUGAGGAUAUCCAGUGAGACAGUAAGAUCCGUUGGGUCCAGAAAUAACCGAUCACGCCAACAGUCUGUGGCUGAGGACUGUGUUAGCAGUGCAGAGAUGUCAGCCUCGCUGAUGCCGGAGUCUGAGGAGCAAGCAGAUAAAGAAAAUAUUCGCCAAAUAAAGCAGACUAUACCUGUUCGUGCCAAUCUGCAAGUUAUGCAUCCACAUCCCCCUCAAGAACCAUCAGCAGAUAAGAAUAAUAGCAGGAGAAGAUUAUGGUUAAAAAGCACCAGCAGAGAAAGGACAGAGGCACACAGCGGCAGUUCUUCAGGAAAUAACAGGAAUGAAGAUAAAGCAACAGUUGCCCUCAACAGUGGGUCCCAACAAAGCACAGAGAUGAAACCCAGCUCUCCAGCACUGCAGUCUCCUGAUCAAGCAGAUGAGUGGAUAUUUCCUGAAAAUGUUGAUCACAUUUCCCAUUUGGCAUCCAGCAGACAGUCUCUCCUUCUGGAUGAUGAUUCCUGCCACGCUUCACAUCUGUGGCUGGAAGCCAGCAAGGAGAGUGAACAUGGUCAACUGGCAGAGGAAACCCAGGUUGUUCCAAAGGACAUUUUCACUUUUUCAUCAAGACCACGAUCAGCACCUCAUGGAAAAAUUCAGAACAUGUCCCCAGAGGGGUGCCCAUUUAUUUUGGAUCUAAAAGAGGAUGCCAGUGUGACAAGGAGAGACACCGAAUCAGAGGAUGAUUUUUACGGCAGUGACAGCAGCGAAGAGGAAUAUGAUUGGAGAAACUAUCAGCCCAGCCAGAUGAGUGAAUCUGAGUUGCAAAUGCUGGCAAGCCUGCGGCGGCAACAGAAUGAAGAACUGGAGGACCCGGGGGCUCCCCACGGCCUGAGCGCAUCCCAGGUUGACAACUGUAACGUCAGCAUUAGUACCAGCAGCGACGACACGACUACCUGGAACUCCUGCCUGCCACCACCUGUCAACCAGGGUCGUCACUAUCAGAAAGAAAUGAAUCCACCUUCUCCUUCUAACCCCCGGGACUGGUUAAAUAUGUUGAGCCCACCGAUUGUUCCUCCCAGUCAACAGCCAACAGACCAGCAUCUGGAUUCUUCUGGAAGCUUGAGUGCUCAAGGUGAAGAAGACCCGAGUGUGGAAGAGGGCGAGGAGGUGCUGACUCUGCUGUAUGACCCGUGUCUGAACUGCUACUUUGAUCCCCAGACGGGGAAAUACUACGAGCUGGUGUGAGGCCUCCCUCCGGCGCCUAGAAUGGCCGCGCCCAGGGGGAGCAG